Oryzias latipes (Japanese medaka) is the source of this 5306-nucleotide messenger RNA. RefSeq names its product thrombospondin 1 (gene thbs1). NCBI's taxonomy places the organism in Eukaryota, Metazoa, Chordata, Actinopteri, Beloniformes, Adrianichthyidae. Gene Ontology annotation, biological process: negative regulation of angiogenesis; cell adhesion. The record is from RefSeq and is a predicted model, not a curated record. Gene Ontology annotation, cellular component: extracellular region. Gene Ontology annotation, molecular function: calcium ion binding; protein binding.
GUCAGUUGAAUUAGUGAAAGGGUUGCUAGAAAAGGGAAAAUAAAGUAAUUAGAAGUAGAUAAAUAAGUUUAACGGAGUGAACUUCUGGUGGAUUUUUAAGGACCGUAAAAAAACAGAAAAAGGAGCCUUUUUAUUUAUUUUUGUAUAAUACAUAUUUUUUUAUUAAUCAGAUUUCUUAUAAAGGAACUAACUUGAUAUUUGGAGAUGAUGCUGUGUGGCAUCUUUCUGUUGUUCAUGCUGUGGAGCAGUGAUGGAGCGAGGCUGGCAGAAAGUCGGGAUGAUAACAGCGUCUAUGACUUAUUUGAGCUGGCUCGGAUUAAUAAAAGAAACCAUGGAGUGAGUUUGGUCAAAGGAGCGGAUCCUUACAGCCCCGCAUACAAAAUCCUGAACGCGGACCUGAUCCCCCAAGUCCCCGAUGGUUCCUUCAGGGACCUCCUCGACUCCAUCCAGGCUGAGAGAGGCUUCCUCCUGCUGCUCAACCUGAAGCAGUACAAGCGAUCCCGGGGCACGAUGCUCAGCAUCGAGAAGACCGACGGAUCCGGACCCGUUUUCGAGAUCAUCUCCAACGGAAAGGCCAACACCCUGGAUGUGGUGUACGCCACCGAGAACCAGCAACAGGUGGUGUCCAUCGAGGACGCGGACCUGGCCACAGGGCAUUGGAAGAACAUCACGCUGUUCGUGCAGGAGGACAGGGCGCAGCUGUACGUGGGCUGUGAGGAGAUCAACGUGUCGGAGAUGGACGCGCCAAUCCAGACGGUGCUGUCCCGGGAGGUGGCUGACAUAGCUCGACUAAGGAUCGGAAAGGGGUCAGCAAGAGAUAAAUUCAUGGGAGUGCUCCAGAAUGUGCACUUUGUCUUUGGUACCUCUCUGGAUGCAAUACUGAGAAAUAAGGGCUGCCAAAGUGGGGCAACUUUAACCGAUGUCAUGAGACUGGACAACCCAGUCAAUGGCUCUAGCCCUGCCAUCAGGACCGACUACACAGGUCACAAAUCCAAAGACUUGCAGACUGUCUGCGGGUUUUCUUGUGAGGACAUCACCAGCAUGUUCAAGGAGCUCAGGGGACUCAAUGUGAUUGUCAAACAGCUGUCGAACGAGCUCGAAAAAGUGUCCACAGAAAGCCAGCUCCUGAAAAAUCAAAUUAACAUCCACAGAGGAGUCUGCCUCCAUAAUGGCAUUGUACACAACGACAAAGAUGAGUGGACAGUGGACGACUGCACAGAGUGUACCUGUCAGAACUCUGCUACUGUGUGCCGUAAAAUCUCCUGCCCUCUGAUCCCGUGUGCUAAUGCCACCGUGCCUGAUGGCGAAUGUUGUCCUCGCUGUGGAACACCGAGUGAUUAUGCAGAAGAUGGCUGGUCCCCCUGGUCUGAAUGGACCCAUUGCUCCACCACCUGCGGGCGUGGCAUCCAACAGCGCGGACGGUCAUGUGACCGCAUCAACAGCAAGUGUGAGGGUACCUCUGUCCAGACCCGGGACUGCUACCUGCAGGAAUGUGACAAGCGCUUCAAACAGGAUGGAGGAUGGAGCCACUGGUCACCCUGGUCUUCAUGCUCUGUGACCUGUGGCGAGGGAGUCAUGACCCAAAUCCGCCUCUGCAACUCCCCCACACCACAGAUGGGAGGAACGGACUGCCAGGGAAAGGGACGUCAGACCAAAACUUGCAAGAAGUCCGCCUGUCCUAUUAAUGGAGGUUGGGGACCUUGGUCACCAUGGGACACCUGCUCUGUCACCUGUGGAGGAGGAAUCCAAACUCGAAAACGCCUCUGCAAUGAUCCUGUGCCCAAAUAUGGUGGAAAAGAAUGCAUUGGUGACGCUGCCAUGCCUCAAAUUUGCAACAAACAGGAAUGCCCAAUCGAUGGUUGUCUUUCCAGUCCGUGCUUUCCUGGAACAAAGUGUACCAGCUCUCCAGACGGCUCCUUCACAUGUGGAAAAUGUCCUCUGGGCUACGCUGGUGAUGGGGUUAUAUGCAAAGACAUUGAUGAAUGCAAAGAAGUUCCGGAUGCUUGCCACACUCACAAUGGAAUUCAUCGUUGUGAGAACACUGAGCCGGGAUACAACUGUCAUCCUUGCCCUGCGCGUUUCUCUGGUCCUCAGCCCUACGGAAGAGGAGUGGAGCAGGCAACAGCUAAUAAACAGGUUUGCACUCCUCGUAACCCUUGCAAAGAUGGCAGCCAUGACUGUCAUAAAAAUUCAGACUGCAUCUACUUGGGCGUGUACUCCGAGUCCAUGUUCCGCUGUGAGUGCAAGCCAGGAUACGCUGGGAAUGGCCGCAUAUGUGGAGAGGACAGUGACCUGGACGGAUGGCCCAACACUGACCUACAGUGCGUGGCAAACGCCACGUAUCAUUGCAAAAAGGAUAACUGCCCUAACCUUCCCAACUCUGGCCAGGAAGAUCACGACAAAGAUGGCCUGGGUGAUGAAUGUGACAACGAUGAUGACAAUGAUGGGAUCCCCGAUGUUAGAGACAACUGCCCUAAAGUUUACAACCCAGCCCAGUAUGAUGCAGACCGGGACGAUGUUGGGGAUCAGUGUGACAACUGUGUGUUUGAAGCCAACACAGACCAAACAGACACUGACAACAACGGAGAGGGCGAUGCCUGUGCUAUUGACAUAGAUGGUGAUGGGAUUCUGAAUGAGAAUGACAACUGCCCGUAUGUUUACAACGUGGACCAGAGAGACACUGACAGGGACGGGGUGGGAGAUCACUGCGAUAACUGCCCCCUGGAACACAAUCCAGAUCAGGUUGAUUCUGACUCAGAUCGUGUGGGAGAUAAGUGCGACAACAACCAGGACAUUGACGAAGAUGGUCACCAGAACAACAUGGACAACUGCCCGUACAUUGCUAAUGCCAACCAGGCUGACCAUGACAAGGAUGGCAAAGGUGAUGCCUGCGACCAUGAUGAUGACAAUGAUGGCAUCCCAGAUGACAAGGAUAACUGCAGGCUGGCCUUUAACCCCGAUCAACUGGACUCAGAUAAUGAUGGGCGUGGUGAUGUGUGCAAAGAUGAUUUUGACCAAGACAGUGUUCUGGACAUCCACGAUGUGUGCCCCGAGAACUUUGCAAUCAGUGAAACUGACUUCCGCAGGUUCCAGAUGGUUCCUCUCGAUCCCAAAGGCACUUCUCAGAUUGACCCUAACUGGGUGGUGAGGCACCAAGGCAAGGAGCUGGUACAGACUGUCAACUGUGACCCAGGCAUCGCUGUUGGUUAUGAUGAGUUCAGCGCCGUGGAUUUUGGCGGGACCUUCUUCGUGAAUACAGACAGAGAUGACGACUAUGCAGGGUUCGUGUUUGGCUACCAGUCCAGUUCCCGCUUCUACACCGUGAUGUGGAAACAAAUCACACAAACGUACUGGUCCCACACUCCCACAAGAGCGCAGGGAUACUCUGGCCUGUCAAUCAAAGUAGUCAACUCCACCACAGGACCUGGUGAGCAUCUGAGGAAUGCACUGUGGCACACCGGAGACACCCCCGGACAGGUGCGCACUUUGUGGCAUGACCCCAAGAACAUUGGCUGGAAGGACUUUACUGCCUACAGAUGGCAUCUGACCCACAGACCUAAGACCGGGCUUAUUAGAGUAACCAUGUACGAGGGAAAAAGAAUCAUGGCUGAUUCUGGAAACAUCUACGACAAGACAUAUGCCGGCGGGCGGCUUGGCUUGUAUGUCUUCUCUCAAGAAAUGGUUUACUUCUCAGACCUCAAAUAUGAAUGUAGAGGUAAGCAAAGGCUACCCAAUUGCGCACUUCAAAUGCGAUUUGUCAUCACACGAGCCUUCAUUAUUGAUCAUGUUUUUUCCGUGUUUACUUUCAGAUACAUAAGGCGUGAGGAAGAAUAUUCCAGUUCAAACGGGACAUGAAACCUGGACUUAUUUCAACCUUUUUCCUUUAAGAAAAUGCACAUUGGAGGUGUGUGGAGCAUGUAAACUGGUCAUGAGGUAAAGUGACUUCAGAAGUUAAAGUCAAAUGAAAGUUUGUUGACUAAAAUGUUGAGCACCGCUCAGAAGAAAUGGAUUUCCUCAGUCUCUGCGGAAGGAGGACUUCUUUUUAUGCUUUGCACACCGGAACUGUUAUUCCUCUAUUGGUGAGGAAGAAAACGAAAGAGGUUUUUGUACUUUUAUGCUUUAUUUUUAGUAUUACCAUUCAUCUGCUGUGGACUGAUAUACAUAUAUGUAUAUAUAUAUAUAUAUAUUUUUAUGAAGAAAUUGUGAUUUUCCAGAGAAGGAAAACAUGAGGAUGUUGGAGCGUGUGGACUGUCCGUAUCAAAGAAAGCGAGUGGCGUGUGUUUGUACAGGUGGGCCAUCCAAGUUAAAGACAACCAAGUCAAAAAGCAAUUUAAAAAAAUUCUCUCUGAUUAGUCAUCAAAGACAUGGUGUCUGAAGUAGAGAUGUAGAGCUGGCCCAGAACAUGAAUCUUCUCAGGAAGGAGCUUUGGCAAAAAGGCGGGAAAACUUCAGAACAACACAGGGCCUCAAAGCAGACACAGAUGCUGCUUUGGUCAGUUUCUGCAGAUGUAGAUGCAUAAAAGUCUUUAACCUUUACUAAAAAGUUCAAGGGACAUAAACACUGAGGGCCAGUCUGUUAAGAUUUUUUUUUUUAUCAAGUAUGAUUUUGUAUAUGUACUUGUUGCUACUUGCUUAACAUCAUCAGAAAGCUAUUGAGGCUUGCUAAAAACAUCAUCUUUUAAAUACACAGAUCCCUUAUACUCUGGAUAAUAUCAUGUCAAUGUGUUUUGCAUCUUCACAGUGUGUUUGACUGGUGUUUCUGUUCAUCUCUGACAAAGGGGUGAAAAAAAAGUAAACACUUUUUGUACAAAUAUUACCUCAUGAAUUGUUUUUGUACUGAAACCAGCAGUGUACAAGAAUGACUUGUCUUAGCAAACAUGGUAUAAAUUGGUUGUCUUUUGCAUUAAUACAAUUUUUAUAAUGUAUAUAAGAUUUUUCGGUUAUGAGAGAAACGUGAACAGAAAAGGAUUAACAAAAUAACGAUGUUUUAUGAUGUGUAUGUGCUGUGCAGUCUUGAUAAAUUAUUUUUUUGUCUUUUGUUUAGAUGUAUUCUAUUUAAAUAAUUUAUAUAGAAACGCAGCCUCUAAUGGACACGUUUCUAUCUGUAUAAAUAUAUUAUUUUUACACACAGGAGGAUGUCUUCGGUUUCUUUUUUUUGUAAGUGCCUCUUUUUUUAAAUAUUAGUGAAGCUUUUCUAUAAACAUUUGUAAAAUAGUUUCUACCAAAAGUGCUAUUUAUACUCCUGCCUGUUGUUUUGUACAUUCAAGAAAACAAUAAACUCUUAAAAAUAUGGGGGGAAAAAGUAAA